AUGGUACGAUCGCUUUCGCGCUCGCUUUGGUUCUGGCCCUGGCUCUGGUUCUGCAUUUGGAUUUUCUACACCACUCCAACGGUGUCAUGGCCAUGGACGAAAUUCGUGCCGCUUCCACUCAUCCAGCAGAAUACACAAUGGAACCACGACGCAAUCAACCGGGUCGACGUAUUUUACGGCGCUAACUGCACGGGCAACGUGUUCCCUGGCGCGACGCGGCCCUUUGGGAUGGUGAAAUUAGGGGUGGAUGUAAUAAAUCAUCAAUGGGGCAAUUCCUAUUCUGGAUAUGCUCCGGGUGGAGUCAUUACGGGGUUAUCGAUGAUGCAUGAGAGCGGCACUGGUGGUGCUCCACAGUAUGGCGUGGUGGCGCAAUUGCCAUUCACGAGCGAGUUCAACCCGGAAAUCGAGAUGAAUUUAACGCGGUCUCAGCUGGAUACGGGCAAAGUUGGCUAUUACGCCGUGAAUACUACCGAGGGUGUUGAUAUCGAGCUCGCGGCUGGUGAGCGGUUCGGGAUAUUAAAGUACAAUUUUGAAAAGGGGGUCGAUGCCAAGGUAUUGGUUAAUGUGUCGCAUCAUUUGACGGCGCAGGAGCGGCCGUGGUGGACUCAGCGGUUCGUAAAGGGGAUCAUCGAAGGGACUGAGCUGGGGUACGGUGGGUAUGUGACUCUCAAGGGUGGCUGGGGAAACCAGGAUCCUUGGACGUUGUAUUUCUGCGGCAACUUUUCGGUGCCGGCUAUACAAGUUACUCGGUACAAGGGGAACGCUGUUCAACCUGGAUAUUAUUCUGUUGGAUCUAGCAGAAGAGGCGAUUCAUUUGGGUUGGUGUUUGAUUUCGGUGGUGAGGUCUCGGAAGUGGUGAGUCACGUGGGGAUAUCAUUUAUCUCGCGAGAGCAGGCGUGUUCCAACAUCAACCACGAACAGGACUUCAACUCGCUCGUAUUGGAGACGCAACGGAUAUGGAACGAGGAGGUGUUUGACAAGUUUGAAGUCGUGAGCUCCGACCCUCGGGUGGUUGACCAGUUCUACACCAACUUGUACGGGGCUCACCUCAUUCCAUCAAAUCGCACAGGCGAAAACCCGAACCCCGGUUGGAAACCGGACCAAGUCUACUACGACGAUUUCUUCACCAUCUGGGACACGUUCAGGUGUCUCAACCCCUUGCAUAAUAUAGUCAGCCGCAAACGGGGCUCCGAAAUAGUGCAGGCGUUGACCAACAUCUACUUGAACGAAGGGUGGACCCCCGAUGGCAGGUCAGCGAACCAGAACGGCCGCACGCAAGGCGGAUCCAACUCGGAUAUCGUGAUGGCUGACGCCUUUGUUAAGCACAUCCCCGACGUCGACUGGGAGCAAGCCUACGCGGCAAUGAAGCAGAACGCCGAGGUGCAGCCUCCGUACUGGUACGACUCCUUCGCCCCCGAUGCCUCAACUAAGCAAGGACGCGGCGCAUUACCUGACUGGUUGCAAUACGGCUACAUCACGCGAAACUACACUCGAUCAGUCAGCAGAACCAUGGAGUACGCGUACGACGACUUUGCAUUGAGCCAAGUUGCCAAGGGACUCGGGUUGAGCGACGACCACGCUAAAUACUUGCGCCGGUCAUCGCAAUGGCAGAACAUCUGGAACAAAGAUGCUCAAGCUGAUGGAUACGAUUACAAAGGCUUCAUUCAGCCGCGUGACGCCGACGGGUCAUUCAACUAUGAAGAUUACGACCCCAUGUCCUGUGGCGGGUGUUAUUGGGGAAAUGACGAAUACGAAGGAAAACCAGUUGAGUACGGCUUUGCUGUUCCUCACGAUAUCGCGAAAUUGAUCCAGCUUGUUGGAAGUCUGGAAACAUUUGCCAAGAGGAUUGAUGACUUGUACCCUUUACACGGGAAGAAAAUAGCCGAUGUCGGAAACGAGCCUAGUUUCCUCACUCCAUUCUUGUAUAAUUUCGUUAAUGAGCAGUGGAAGUCUGUGGAGUUGGUGCGGUACAUCAUGCAGCAUGAUUUCCAUUUUGGUGUCAAGAGCUUACCGGGUAACUCCGAUGGGGGCGCCAUGCAAGCGUGGGUCAUCUUCAGCUUGAUUGGGAUAUACCCCAUCGCAGGAACCACUACGUAUCUAAUUGCAUCACCAUUUGUGAACCACUUGAAAUUGCAUUUGGAGAAUGGCGCUGUCUUCGAAGUUAGUGCUCUGGGGUUGUCGCUGGAUAACAUCUAUGUGCAGAGUUUGAAAAUCAAUGGUGAAAAAUGGAACAAGAACUGGGUUGACCAUGACACGUUGUUUGGCCCCAAUGGUGGCUCGAUGGAGUUUGUUUUGGGGUCGUCGCAAGUGGUGUGGGAGACCGGUCCGCCACCACCUAGCUUUGGUCACCUUGAUUAA
This is a messenger RNA of Lodderomyces beijingensis, 2358 nucleotides long. Lineage: Eukaryota; Fungi; Ascomycota; Pichiomycetes; Serinales; Debaryomycetaceae. The record is from the annotation of a GenBank genome assembly.